CCGUCGAUCGUGCAGCUUCCCCGGACGCCGACUUCGACCGCCAACCAUGCUCCACCCCUUGAACCCAACAACCGUAAUCCGGCCCACAUAACAACGCAACCACCGCCGUUCGGUGGUUCGUCUCUUCUCCCGCCUCCCAGGAAACAUGCUGGAAACCCACACUUCAUUCACCCAACCACAGCAGCAGCAAUGACAGCAUACGACGACUACGGUGUGCCCGUCGGCGUUACCUUUGCAGAGCCCGAGAGCCUACCCCAACAGGCGUGGAGAGUCUCGAGGGCUUUUGCGUUCUACAGACUGAAGCCGAGCUUAGAAAGACGGUGGAGAGACAUUAAGGGGAGAAGAUGGACGGAAGGCGGAUUUCGGCGGUGGUUUACACUGGUGAAGUUCUGUGUAGUUGUGUGGUGGGUGGUUGUGUAUUGGGGUGAGCGCAGCGCGAUACCGAGUAGCAUUGAAGCUUGUCGGUGGGACAGUUGGGAGAAAUGGGAUGCUGGCGCAAAUCCACACCGUCUUGUCUUCGUCGCCGACCCCCAACUCAUAGACCCGCAUACGUACCCCGAACGACCCUGGCCUUUCGAUUCCCUGACUAUGAUAUAUGUCGAUGUGUACCUUCGCCGAGCAUUUUCGCAAAUACAGCAUGUUUUAUACCCGGACAGUGUGGUUUUCCUGGGAGAUUUGUUUGAUGGGGGUCGCGAAUGGUCGACACGCACAACCAAAAGCCCGGAAGAGCGAUAUCGAAAGUACGGAGAGAAUUUCUGGUUGAGAGAAUAUAGCAGGUUCGGGGGCAUAUUUUUUGAACAUUGGCGCGAUGCGGGCAUGGAGCCUCGGCCUGGCCAACCUGGAAAGAAGAUUAUAAGCAGCCUGCCCGGAAACCACGAUCUCGGCUUCGCCAAAGGGGUGCAAAUUGGUGUUCGAGAUAGAUUUCAUGCGUACUUUGGCGAUGGGAACAGAAUCGACAUUUUGGGGAAUCACACAUUUGUGUCGAUUGAUAGCGUUUCGCUGAGCGCGAAGGGCCAGUCGAGUCCCGAGACAGUGAGGGACAUUUGGCAACCCACCACGGAUUUCCUCGAUAAGGCAAAGGCACAAAGGAAGAGGCUGGUGCAAAGGGAGCUCCGAGUUCGGAAAGGACUGACACCGUACCCUGGAUUCGCACACAAGGCUUUCCAGUCCGAGGAGAUUCCCAAGGCGGAGAUACGUCAUGCAGAUGAUGAUGUUACCGAGUUCCCAACUAUACUGCUGAGUCACGUACCAUUGUAUCGUGAGAGAGGAACUCCCUGUGGACCACUGAGAGAACGUUGGCCACCUACCCCAGUAGGCAAGGGUGAAGACCCUCUUGAAAAAGAUGACAGGAAUGCCAUCUCUGUGAGCGGGGGGUAUCAAUACCAGAACGUCCUGAACCCUGAGAUCACGGCCGAAGUUGCAGAGAAGGUCGGCAACAUCCAAUACGCCUUUUCCGGUGAUGACCACGACUAUUGCGAGCUCCUCCACUACAGAUAUCCCUCGGCAGGGGGCGGGAUCCGCGAAAUCACAGUCAAGUCUAUAUCAUGGUGCAUGGGAAUCCGCCACCCGGGCGUGCUUCUCGUCAGCAUGUGGAACCCAGUCGACGAGCACGGGAAACCACUAAACAACAACGGCCAACCCACCCUCCAAACCCACCUCUGCCUUCUCCCAGAUCAACUUGGCAUCUUCAUCCGCUACGCUGCUCUCCUCGGUGUAACUCUUCUCGCUCUCAGCUUCCGCGCCGCCCUCGUCACAACAGGCAUCCUCAAACCCUCCCUUACUUCUUCAAAAUCAGAUUCCACCCUCCUCCUCCCACUCACCAAUAGCAGUAGCAACGCGACACCAGACCAAGAGAAAGCACAUCUUUCCUCUUCAUCCAAUUCCUCGUCGUCUUCGGACCACGCCGCAAGAACACUCCAAGUCCGCACCGCGCAAGCCCGCACCCGCAGCGUUUCUCCGUCAAACGGCUACGGAUACGCGCUGCCAUCCCAGCAGCAGCAGGAUACUAGAACCCCUGGUUACCAUCUAUACACUCCCCCCGACGCCGCUGCCGCCGGUGAUGAAGAGGAAGAUAAAUUCGCAGCCAAGACCUGGGGUACCAGCAGUAGUGCUGCUGCUGCGAGGAACCACGCGAAAAAUAACAAGAAAGGGCUGGUUCUUUUCUGGGAUGAGUUCCUGAUGAGCGUUGGGAAGGUGGCUUUGUUUGUUUUUGCGUGGUAUUUCUUGUUGAUAUGGAGAUGGUGAUUUCCCCCCCUUUUUUUCCUCGUGAGUUGAUCAGUGGUAGUGGGGAUGAAUGGAAAAAAAAUCUCGCGAUCGAAGGGAAAAGAAUUGCGAGGGUCUGUCUGUCUGCUGGUUCCGCUGGCUGCGGUUAGUAUGGUAUGUUGGGAUAUGUGCUUUAUUUCUUUCUCUGGGCGAUGAUGAAUAGAUAGGCCUUGUACACACACUACAAUACACUCUUCUGAUACUUUUUCUUUUCCUUUUCUUGUCUUGUCUUUAAGACAGACCAGACCAACAAAUGUGUUCAAGCGAGCAGUGGAAUUCCAAAGACUGCAGGGAAAGUCAAACAUUCUCUGUACAUUUUAGAUGCUAUUCAGAAUGGAUUUAUUUAUCUUCUUUCCUUUCUUUGGGCUGUCAUUUUGCAUCACUGAAAUGAUGUAGAGGUUGUUAACAUCCUUAUUUCUUUUAGUACCUGCCUGUUUUUUUUUUUGUUCAUUGUUGUUAUUUUGUUCUGAUAGGGGGUUGAGUGAUGCAAUGUGAGAGAUCUGCAGCUCAACAUAUGACUGAUUAAUGACCCAAGUGAAAUAGCCUGACCAAGGAAGUGGUGAUUGUGUCUUUCACCUAU
Molecule: messenger RNA, 2842 nt
Organism: Periconia digitata
Lineage: Eukaryota; Fungi; Ascomycota; Dothideomycetes; Pleosporales; Periconiaceae
Source: the annotation of a GenBank genome assembly